Cuculus canorus (common cuckoo) is the source of this 4343-nucleotide messenger RNA. It is a transcript of the gene MTRR, whose product is annotated as 5-methyltetrahydrofolate-homocysteine methyltransferase reductase. Gene Ontology annotation, molecular function: [methionine synthase] reductase (NADPH) activity; FMN binding; flavin adenine dinucleotide binding. Lineage: Eukaryota; Metazoa; Chordata; Aves; Cuculiformes; Cuculidae. Gene Ontology annotation, cellular component: cytosol. Bases 242 to 2344 code for a protein of 700 amino acids. The transcript is spliced from 16 exons. The record is from RefSeq and is a predicted model, not a curated record. Gene Ontology annotation, biological process: homocysteine metabolic process.
GCGGCGCCCGCGGACUCGGACCGCCCCGCCCCGCCGCACGGCAGCAGCGGGCGUGCGCUGGGCAGCGCGUGUCGCCGCGUACCCCCGCGAGGGUGAAAAGUCGCUUUGUGGAUUGUUUUGGCUUAUGCAUUUUCUGAGCAGCUGCACAUGAAGUCAGUUAUUUAAAUGAAUGUAUUUCAAGUGCCCAUUAAGUGUCCUUUAAAAAAAAAAAAAAAAAAAAAGAAGUGCUGUAUUUUAGGAAAUGUGCUGUGAUUUAAAAAGGAGAUUUUUGCUCCUCUAUGCAACACAAAAGGGGCAGGCAAAAGCCAUAGCUGAGGAAAUAUGGCAGCAAGCAGGUGUCCAUGGAUUUGAAGCCGAUAUACACUGUAUAAGUGAAAUGGACAAGUAUAACCUGGAAACAGAAAAGGAUCCUGUAGUUAUUGUUAUUUCUACUACUGGUACUGGAGACCCACCAGACACUGCCCGCAAGUUUGUAAAGAGAAUUCAAGACAAGACCUUGCCACCUGAUCAUUUCGCACAUCUCCAGUAUGGAUUGCUAGGUCUGGGAGAUUCAGAGUACACAUUCUUUUGUAAUGGUGGGAAGACAGUAGACAGACUGCUUCAAGAACUUGGUGCCCAGCACUUCUAUGACACAGGAUUAGCAGAUGAUUGUGUGGGCUUGGAAUUAGUGGUUGAUCCUUGGAUUGAUGGACUUUGGCUUGCCCUCAGAGAAGUAUUUCUAUUGCAAAAAGAAAAAGAAGACAUGAGCAGCAAUGUCGAUGCUGUUUCUAGCUCUCUCUCUGCAGCCCCAUAUAAUGUGCAUGAACUAAACUUAAGCUCAACAGUACAGAACUUGAAGCUGGAAGAUGAAGGAGCAAGGAGUUGUGAUGUUCUGUCACAGAAAUUAGUUGACAUCAAUCUUGUGCCUUCAGCUAGAGACACCGAACCUUCCCUUGUUCAUUCUGUCCCUCCUGUCUCUCAGUCUGUUCUUAAUAUUCCUGCCUUGCCGUCAGAAUAUUUAGAGGUGCAGUUUCACGACACUCAUGGUGAGAAUCCACAUCUGUCCUCACUGAUUUCAGAGGGAGCAACCUUUGAAGUGCCAAUUACAAAUGCAGUUCAGCUCACUAGAGAAGAUGCGAUAAAAACUGCAUUGCUGUUAGAACUUGAUAUUGCAGGUACAGUGUUUGACUACCAUCCUGGAGAUGCCUUCUGUAUAAUAUGUCCUAACAAUACCAAUGAGGUGGAAGAACUUCUACAAAUCUUGGGGCUUUCUGAAAAAGGAGAGUACUUCGUUUGUGUAAAAGUUAAGCAGGACACUAAAAAGAAAGGAGCUGUUCAUCCACAGCACAUCCCUGAAAGAAGCACUUUGAGAUUCAUUCUAACCUGGUGUCUGGAAAUAAGAGCAAUUCCCAAAAAGGCAUUUUUGCGAGCUCUUGUAGAAUGUACCAGUGAUGUGGGAGAAAAAAGGAGACUUCAAGAGCUUUGCAGCAAACAAGGAGCCUCUGAGUAUACACGAUUUAUUAGAGAUUGUAAUGUUUGCUUGCUGGAUUUACUUCAUGCUUUUCCAAGCUGCAAGCCUUCACUUAACCUGUUAAUUGAACAUCUACCCAAAUUGCAAGCCAGAUAUUAUUCAGUGUCAAGUUCAAACUUAUAUCAGCCAGGAAAACUGUGUUUCGUAUUUAAUAUUGUGGAGUUUCCAGCCUGUCCCGCUAGACCAGUCUCACGGAAAGGAGUAUGUACAGGCUGGCUUGCUGACUUAGUUGCACCUCUACUGCAUCCCAAAAGAAGCACUCCGGAUACAAAAGGUGGAAGACCUGCAACUGGAAAGGUAUCUAUUUUUGCUCGUCCAAACAAUACUUUCCACUUACCUGCAGACCCAUCUGUCCCAUUUAUCAUGGUUGGUCCAGGAACAGGAAUUUCACCAUUUAUUGGUUUUCUACAACAUAGGCAGAAGCUCAGAGAAGAACAUACAGACAGGGAAUUUGGAGAGACAUGGCUGUUUUUUGGUUGUCGGCAUCAAGAUCGAGACUAUUUGUUCAAAGAUGAGCUCAGAUGUUUUCUUGAAAAUGGCACAUUAACUCAUCUUAAGGUUUGCUUCUCAAGAGACUCUUCAACUACAGAAGUAGCCCCACCUAAAUAUGUGCAAGAUGUCAUUAGGCUUUACGCUAAGGAUGUUGCCAGAGUCCUGCUGAAAGAGAGAGGUUACUUCUAUGUAUGUGGAGACAAGAAGCGCAUGGCUGAUGGUGUAAGUGAUGCUGUAGUGGACAUUUUACGCAUGGAAAUGGAAGUUGACAGAUUGGAAGCAAUGAAAGUCUUGGCCACGCUUCGAGAAGCGAAACGAUAUUUGCAGGAUGUUUGGAGUUAAAUAUUUAGCUUUUCCUAUGCCUUUGUAACACAGAAGAUUUUGUUUCACACUUACGCUUAAAAAAAGUGCUGUCUAUAGUCACCUUUCUGUAUUGACCUUUCAGACAGGAAUAGAAGCCUUUUAAACAACAGCAAAUCAGGCCAGCUAUUGAAGCAUAUGUUUCUUUUUAACUACAUUACAUAGUGGACUGUCUCAGUGCCUUGAUUCUCUGAUUUUAAGAUUGAUUUCACAUAGAAAGAAAAAAACUUCUGCACUUGUUCAAGUGUAAUUGUUUAUUUACAUUAUGUCAUAUAUUUUUUCCUAUAACGUAUACAUAAGCUACAGAGUAAAUCUGACUUCACACACCAAUCUUUGUGCCAUCAAAUAUAUUACUGACUUGCUAAGAUUUAUUUGAAUGUAUGUUGGUUUUCUGUGACAGGGUUUUGGUAAUGGAGGGCCUGAAGGGUUGCCUUCUGUGAGAAGCUGCUAGAAGCUUACGCUGUCUGAUAAAGCCAGUGCCAGCCAGCUAGCUUCAAAAAAUGUCUGUGUGCCAAAGAUGAAAAAAUGCACUGUUUGCAAUUACUGUAAUCCAUCUCUCUCUGUGGAGCUUUUUUUUUUUCUUCACAGAGAUUACUUGACAGUUAUUUAUAGAACUGCCCUGCUAAAGAAUUUCUGUGCAAAAUUGUAGUUGACCCCUUGGAAGGUAUUUAAAUAAUCAUUACACAAGUUCUAUCAGAACCUUAAUUCCACACACUUCACUAGAAUGUUUCUUCUUUAAAAAAUUUUUUCUAAGUGAUCACCAUAUUUUUGCUAUAUUUUUUUAUCUUUAGUUACCUACCAAUUAACAAUCACCAGACAACCACAAGACUUGGAAUAAGUCGUGUGGUUUUGAUUAUGCAUAAGGCAGAACAAAAUAAGAAUUCGCCCCAGGGAAUAAACAGUAAUUUGCCUAAAAUAUUCUCUCAUACAAGGAAACAAGAAGGCAACGUGGAAGUUUAGAAGUUAGAAGAAGAAUGAGAGGAGGGUUAGGAAGAGAUGCAUGAACAACGUUUUCGGUCUUUCACCUAUUUGCACUUCAAAUGCCCUUGUUAGAAAGAAGACCAGAUACUUCAACAAUUUUAUUUCAACAACUUGAUUUUUGCAGUGGAUUGUCAUAUGUAAUGAUAACUGCUUUCUAAACACAAUACUAAACUCAUCUUUUUAAGUGGAAGAUAUAGUAAUCUGAGAAUGUUAUUUGCUAAGCAGUUCAACCCAAUUGGUGGUAUUCCCCCUGCAUUAAACCACAAAGCAUUUUAGAGACAAGAAUGAAAAUUAUUUCAAAAGAAUUCUGCAGGAAAAUCUGAUAAGGAGUAGCAUGGAGUGUAGUAAAGCUUUCAGAUGUUGGAAUGACAGGGUGAGAUAGGCAUUGAAAGAAAACUUUAGAGUUGAGGUUUUGCAGUAACCUAUUUGUUCAACAUUCUGACCAUUCUUUACUUUUGGCAGUUAUUUGUGCAAGCAGAAAAAAAUACAGUGUGAGGAAGUAUCUAGGAAGUGCUCUGCAAUGAGUUGCUGACACUAAUCUGGGUGGAAGUGUGGAUCUGCUGGAGGGUAGGGAGGCUCUGCAAAGGGAUCUGAACAGGCUGGACCCCGCUGGGCUGAGACCAAUGGGAUGAGGUUUAACAAGACCAAAGGCCGGGUCCUGCAUUUGGGGCACAACAACCCUAUGCAGUGCUACAGACUGGGGGAAGAGUGGCUAGAAAGCUGCCUAGAGAAGGACCUGUGAGUGUUGGUUGACAGCCGACUGAACACGAGCCAGCAGUGUGCCCAGGUGGCCAAGAAGGCCAAUGGCAUCUUGGCUUGGAUCAGGAACGGCGUGACCAACAGGGCCAGGGAGGUUAUUCUCCCUCUGUACUCGGCACUGGUGAGACUGCAUCUCGAAUACUGUGUUCAGUUCUGGGCCCUUCACCACAAGAAGGAUGUUGAGGCUCUGGAACGUGUCCAGAGAAGAGCAACGAAGCUGGUGAAGGGGCUGGAGAACAAG